Oncorhynchus masou masou (cherry salmon) is the source of this 2042-nucleotide messenger RNA. RefSeq names its product cannabinoid receptor type 1A-like. The record is from RefSeq and is a predicted model, not a curated record. Gene Ontology annotation, biological process: adenylate cyclase-activating G protein-coupled receptor signaling pathway; regulation of metabolic process. Gene Ontology annotation, molecular function: cannabinoid receptor activity. NCBI's taxonomy places the organism in Eukaryota, Metazoa, Chordata, Actinopteri, Salmoniformes, Salmonidae. Gene Ontology annotation, cellular component: plasma membrane; cytoplasm. The transcript has 2 exons. The coding region runs from base 269 to 1666 and encodes 465 amino acids.
ACACAUCGCUGUUACUAUACAGGGAUGCGAGGCUCAUUAUGACACAUUCACUCUGCUAAAAAUAAUUUUCAACGAUUUGAUACACUUUGAUCAAAGCAACUGUUGACAUCAAUAUAAUACAAUUCCUGAGAUUGGAUUAGUGGACACACUUCCUCUUGUCUUUAUGUCAUAAAUUAAAUCUGGCAUAGGGAACAACGCACAUUCUUUGUGCAAAGAAUAUGAAGACACGCAUCUAAUGCUACAUAAUUUACCAGUCAGCUGAGUAGCCAUGAAGUCUGCUCUGGAUGGAAUAGCUGACACCACUUUCCGAACAAUGACUACUGGUUUGCAGUAUCUUGGCUCCAACGAUGUGAGCUAUGAUGACCCGUCCAUUGAUUCUGGCUUCGCCAAGACUGGAUUCCACUUACAGAAGACUCACUCUGCCCCACUUAGUAACUCCUUCCCUGUACAAGUACCUGGGGACAAGGAGCUCAUCUAUAAUGGCAACUCCAUUUACCCGACCAACUUCUCUGAAAUGCUUGGCAAUGGGACCCGAUGGGAGGUCGGGGGUUCUCUCCAAUGCGGGGAGAACAUUGUGGACAUGGAGUGCUUCAUGAUUCUGACCCCCAGCCAGCAGUUAGUAGUAGCGGUCAUGGCACUCACCCUGGGAACCUUCACAGUGCUGGAGAACCUUAUCGUAUUGUGUGUGAUCCUCCACUCCCACAUCCUGCGCUGUCGGCCCUCAUACCACUUCAUAGGAAGCCUGGCUGUAGCCGACCUUCUGGGCAGUGUCAUAUUUGUGUACAGUUUCUUGGACUUCCAUGUGCUGCACCGGAAGGACAGUCCCAAUGUGUUUCUAUUUAAACUCAGUGGAGUCAUCGCCUCUUUCACUGCCUCUGUGGGAAGUCUCUUUCUCACGGCCAUCGACCGCUAUAUCUCUAUCCACAGGCCGAUGGCUUACAAGCGGAUCGUCACCAAGAACAAGGCUGUCAUUGCCUUCUGCAUGAUGUGGACUAUCUCCAUCGUCAUUGCGAUUCUCCCCCUACUGGGCUGGAACUGUAAGCAACUGAACUCGGUGUGCUCAGACAUUUUCCCGCUCAUCGACGAGAAGUACCUGAUGUUCUGGAUAGGGAUGACCAGUGUGCUGCUUCUGUUCAUCAUCUACGCCUACAUGUUCAUCCUGUGGAAGGCCCACCACCACACUGUGCGCAUGAUGAGCCGCAGCUCCCAGAAGAGCAUCAUUGUCUACACGGCAGAUGGAACCAAGGCUCAGACCAUGCGACCCGAGCAGACUCGAAUGGACAUCCGCCUGGCCAAGACCUUGGUGCUGAUCCUGGUGGUCCUCAUCAUCUGCUGGGGCCCUGUGCUAGCCAUCAUGGUCUACGACCUCUUCUGGAAGAUGAACAACGUUAUCAAGACGGUCUUUGCCUUCUGCAGCAUGCUCUGCCUGCUCAACUCCACCGUCAACCCCGUCAUCUAUGCACUGAGGAGUAAGGACCUGCGCCGGGCCUUCCUUAACAUCUGCCGGACGUGCAGGGGAUCUUCUCAACCACUGGACAACAGUGCUGAGUCUGAUUGCCAUAGCAGGAGCAUCAAAGGCACAGCCUACAAAUCCACGGCUAGCUAUGCAAACACCACUGUAAAAGUGGCCAAAGUCACCCUGUCGGUCUCCGCAGAGAUGGUCUGAGAACCUUUCUGCCAUCAUGUGACUGUGAAGGUAUCGACUGUGAAGAAUUCAUCUAGAAUAGACACUACCCCAAUUAGCGCUGCCCAGAAAGUUAGCCAACAAUGAACUUUAAAUUGAGCUUUGAAGUCUAUGUAGCUGUAGCAUAAAAUAAUGUGGAUUAUUAUACUGAACAAAAAUAUAAAUGCAACAUGUAAAGUGUUGGCCCCAUGUUUCAUGAGCUGAAAUAAAAAAUCCCAGACAUUUUCCAUACACACAAAAACCUUAUUUCUCUCAAAUUUAGUGCACAAAUUUGUUUACAUCCCUGUUAGUAAGCAUUUCUCCAUUGCCAAUAUAAUCCAUCCACUUGAGAGGUGUGGCAUAUCAAGAAGCUGAUUAA